Messenger RNA from Trichomycterus rosablanca, 2986 nucleotides. Its product is annotated as palmitoyltransferase ZDHHC14-like. Lineage: Eukaryota; Metazoa; Chordata; Actinopteri; Siluriformes; Trichomycteridae. The record is from RefSeq and is a predicted model, not a curated record. The transcript has 10 exons. Gene Ontology annotation, biological process: protein targeting to membrane; peptidyl-L-cysteine S-palmitoylation. Gene Ontology annotation, molecular function: protein-cysteine S-palmitoyltransferase activity. Bases 400 to 1839 code for a protein of 479 amino acids. Gene Ontology annotation, cellular component: endoplasmic reticulum; Golgi apparatus.
CAGACAGACGGACUGACAUGACGGACAUAUUUUUGGGUUUAUUUUUGUCCGUUUUUACAUCGCAGAAAGACGUUCAACCACUUGAAGAGUUUACUGAGUGAAUUUAGCAGAGCAAAACCCCCAAACUAAUGUCGGGUUUAUUAAGUAAUGUGAGGGCUGAGAUGGCGAUGCCGGAGCUGCAGUAGUACCGACACACACCGGAAUCAGACUGAGGAGGAGAAUAUGCUAAAGAUUUCAACAUAUUAACCACUUUUGAAGUUAUUUUUAAGAAGAUAAAAUGGUUUGUUUAGUUUUGGCUGCUUUUCUUCAAAAUAAACCGGGAUAACUGAAGACGAAUCGCGUAUAAAUACUGAAGAAGCCUCUGUUGGGAUUGUAGGGUGACAUUUCACUCAACAACGCAUGCCUCUCGAGGGAACUGAGCGUCUUCGAGACUGUGAAUACAAACAGAUCAGCACUUGCAGUUCGACACCAAUGGAGUCUCCUCAUAAGGCUGCCAAGAGGAAGUGGCAGGUUUUUCCUGGGAGGAAUAAAUUUUACUGCGAUGGCAGGAUUAUGAUGGCAAGACAGACAGGAAUUUUCUACCUGACUCUCGUUCUCAUCGUAGUUACUAGUGGACUCUUCUUCGCAUUUGACUGUCCAUUUUUGGCACACACCCUGAGUUUAGCAAUCCCUGUGGUUGGUGGAGUUCUGGUUUUCUUUGUGCUGGGAACGUUACUCAGGACAAGCUUCACUGACCCUGGCGUUCUGCCCAGAGCCACUCCGGACGAGGCCGCACACUUGGAGAGCCAGAUAGACAUUGCCAAUGGUUCCAGUUCUACAGGAUAUAGACCUCCCCCGAGGACGAAAGAGGUCACCAUUAACGGGCAGACAGUGAAGCUUAAGUACUGUUUUACCUGCAAGAUCUUCAGACCUCCCCGAGCCUCACACUGCAGUCUGUGUGAUAACUGUGUGGAGCGAUUUGACCAUCACUGUCCCUGGGUUGGUAACUGUGUGGGGAAGAGGAACUAUCGCUUCUUUUACAUGUUCAUCGUCUCGCUGUCCUUUCUGACGAUUUUCAUCUUUGCCUUUGUCAUCACCCACAUCGUCAUGAAAUCUCAUAAAAGUGGCUUCCUCAACGCACUCAAAGACAGUCCUGCCAGUGUGUUGGAGGUGGUGGUUUGUUUCUUCUCUGUAUGGUCAAUAGUGGGGCUUUCUGGUUUCCACACCUACCUGAUUGGAUCCAAUCAGACCACCAAUGAAGAUAUUAAAGGAUCUUGGUCAUCAAAAAGACUGAAAGACAACUACAAUCCUUACAGCUAUGGAAACAUAUUCACAAACUGCUGUGCAGCCCUGUGUGGACCUCUCCCUCCCAGUCUUAUUGACAGAAGAGGUUUUGUAAAGCCAGACGUUACGCAGUCUGCGCCACCCACUAAUGGCAUUACAAUGUACGGUGCCACUCAGUUCCAGACACGCAUGUGUGAUCAACAACAGUGCAUUCAGAGCACAAAAUUCAUUUUGCAGGCUGCUGCCACCCCGUUGCUGCAAAGUGACUCCCAAAUCAUGCCUGACGACUCAUCGGUUCCAGUGAGGCCGGCUCUUGGUGCUCCAUGUCCUCCGCUCGCUUUGGGUCAGCCCACGCCUCCUGCCUCCACUCCAAGUCUAAGCUGUGAACCUGAAACUCUAAGUCCUGCUUCUUCAGAGGCCCAGCAUCACUUUUUGACACCUGAUGAGACCCAGUCUCCUCCUGGCAUGCUGCCCUGUUCAAGCCACAACCACACAGUGCCCUUCUACAACCCUGCCAGCCAGGACUCUCUACAUGAGGACUCGGUCAGAGGCCUGGUUAAACUCAGCACGGUUUGAAUGGGCAUGAGUUUGGAUUAUUGUCUGUCCCGGGUACUGCCCUUUACUCUGUGCCAUUAACCUGGCAGCUUUCAUUUCUCGUUCUCAGUGAUGUCUUGCAAAAUCAAACCCAGUCUACAGACUGGCAUAUGUUCAACUCGCAACGUGAGCUGCCAAACUGUAAAGGAAAUCUCUUUCUCUGGUCACUGUCUCAGAACGUGUUACAUAGGAGCUGCAAAACAAAGUACUGUAUAUCUGACUGACCGGAUCAUACCACUAAAACAGUGGACGGGGUGCAAUUCUGCUUGAAAAGCUGCUUUGUGACAAUUGCCGGACCUGUUUUUCGCCCCAUUUUUGCCUUUUUGGACGUUUGAAGCCAAGCCUUGCAUUUGAACAGACUGUUUUUGCUUUUUACAAUUGAGAUUAAUCCUGACAAACAAUUCUGUGAGUCCUUGUCAUGUUGUAUAUCUAGAUUGUUUUGUUACCUCUUUUGAAAAGAUGUUAUUGUGUUGUGCCAUAAUAUUGUUUCAACAGAUUGCAAUAUUUUCUGUGGAUAUGAAUAUUCCCAGUGUUCUUAUGGAACUAGAAAAGUUAUUUCAACAUCUCAGAAGAUGUGUUCCUACUCUGCAAAGUUCAUCCUUUGCAUUACUGCAGUGUUAUGUGAUUGCCUGUGGUGAAAACCCACCAAGACCUAUAAUACUGUGUCAUAAAAAAAAUACACUGCCCAAUAAAAUCUGAUUCAUAUGAGCCUCGGUUGCCAGCGCUUCAUCCCUGAAGUAUUUUCUUGGAGUGUUGUCUUUUUUUUAAAUAGGGUCCUACAUGGUACAUAAGAAGAAUGUGAGUUUAAAAUCUCCAAGGGUGCUUCAGUCAUUUGUGGCCACUGAAAAAGUCUGCAAAAGAUUAGUAGGUUUUGUGCUCUGGAUAAAAGAAUUGCAUUUUCUCUUGUUAAAAAAAUGACACUUCGCAAAGUCUUUUUUUAGGGCAGUUGUAGCCUAGCAGGUAAGGUACUGGACUAGUAAUCAAAAGGUCACUGGUUCAAGCCCCACCAAUGCCAGGGUAUCACUGUUGGGCCCUUGAGCAAGGACAUUAACCCUCAGUUACUGCUAUGACAAUAUACUGUCACAGUACUGUAAGUCACUUUGAAUAAAAGUGUCUGCUAAAUUCCAAA